AUGAAUGUCUUGGUAUAUUCAGGUCCCGGAACGACCACCGAGAGUGUCAAGCAUUGUCUUGAAUCAUUGAGACUUCACUUGUCCAAGUAUUAUGCAGUUCUUCCUGUUAGUGACACUGUUUUACUCACUGAACCCUGGAUGAGAAAAACAUCAAUGUUGGUAAUCCCUGGUGGAGCUGAUUUACCGUACUGUCAAGUAUUGAAUGGAGAAGGAAACAGGAAAAUCAAAAAGUAUGUCAAAGAUGGGGGCAAGUUUAUGGGAUUUUGCGCCGGUGGGUAUUAUUCCUCAGAGAGGUGUGAAUUUGACGUUGGAGGACCAUUGGAAGUAUCAGGAUCUAGAGAGCUUGCAUUUUAUCCAGGGACUUGCAGAGGGUGUGCAUUUAAAGGUUUCAAAUACGAGCUGCAUCUUGGCGCAAAAGCGUCAAAACUACUGGUUAACACUCAUGCUUUACCUCGCGCUCCUGAACAUGUCUACACUUAUUACAAUGGAGGAGGCAUCUUUCUUGAUAGUUCAAAAUUCAAAGAUGUUGAGGUAUUGGCAAGGUACGAUGGGCAAACCGAUAUCGACGAUCAGGAUCAAGCUGCUAUCAUUUACAGAAAGAUAGGCAAAGGUGGUGUUAUCUUAACAGGACCGCAUCCCGAAUUUUCCCCUAGAUUGUUCAAAGAUGUUGAAAAGGAGUUUGAGCCUGUUGUCGACAAGAUCAAGAAACACGACAAAGAGAGAAGAGUGUUUAUGAGAGAAUUGUUGAGAAAGUUGGACCUUCGUGUUAGUGAAGAUAUUGAAGAUACGACACCGAAAGUGACUCCCAUGUACAUUGCUUCACCAUACUCUGAAAAAGUUCACAAUUUGCUCACAAUACUCAGGGACAAUUUGGAUAUAAAGAAUGGAGUGUUUAAGGAUGACAAUGAUACGUUCAUUUUUCAAGAUGAAUCACAUGAACAAAAUCACGCUGGUGAAUCACAGUAUGAUGACGAGCAAGAUCCAACAAAAGGAAUCAAACAUGUAAAUUUCAUUACAUCAGGAAAUAUACCCACUGGUAAAAUGACUCCAUAUUUUAACUUGCAAAAGUUUUUCGACAAUCUUCGCAAAUUGUCGAAAGAUGCAGUAACCGAAUUUGGAAGCAUACUUGGCUACUCUGAAGUGAUCACGUCAACAAACACUAUCCUUGAAAAGAAUCCACAUUGGCUACAAUAUCUUCCCAAUGGUUUCACCUUAACUGCUUCUACUCAAAUUUCGGGUCGAGGUAGAGGUGGCAAUGUCUGGAUUAAUCCCCGCGGUGUGCUAGCUACCUCAAUCCUAUUCAAAAUACCCAAAUCAGAACAAGCUUCUUCCUCAAUUGUCACAUUACAAUAUUUGUGUGGAAUAGCUCUCAUUGAGGCUAUCUUGGGCUAUGGAAGCGAGGUUUCUGGAGAAGGUGUAGGGUACGAGGAUAUUCCCGUGCGUCUCAAGUGGCCCAAUGACAUCUUCAUAUUAAAGCCGGAAUACUUUGACAACAUGAAACAUGAAGUUGGGUCGACGGUUGAUGGUGACGAUGAAAAGUACGUCAAAAUAUCUGGUGCAUUGAUCAACUCCCAAUUUAUCGAUGGACAGUUCAAUUUGGUUUGGGGAGGAGGUGUCAAUGUUUCUAAUGAUGCACCAACUACCUCCUUGAACCUCGUAUUGCGCAAACUCAAUGACCUAAGGGUGAGUAAGGGUGCACCUGCAUUGCCACCAUAUGAACCAGAGAUUCUUCUAGCAAAGCUUGUAUUCACUAUCGAUCAAUUCUAUACUGUUUUCAAAAAGUCUGGUUUGCGUCCAUUCUUACCAUUAUAUUACAAGAGAUGGUUUCACUCUGAUCAAAGAGUAGUUGUUUCUGGUGACCAUGGUGAGUCAAGAACUUGCAUCAUCAAGGGAAUUACACCAGAAUAUGGUUUGCUUAUUGCUGAAGAUGAAAAGAAUCAUGAAGUCUUGCAUUUACAACCAGAUGGUAAUUCAUUUGAUAUUUUCAAAGGCUUGGUAUAUAAAAAGAAUACAUAA
Messenger RNA from Lodderomyces orthopsilosis Co 90-125, 2016 nucleotides. RefSeq names its product biotin--[acetyl-CoA-carboxylase] ligase. Gene Ontology annotation, molecular function: biotin--[biotin carboxyl-carrier protein] ligase activity. The record is from RefSeq and is a predicted model, not a curated record. The transcript has a single exon. Bases 1 to 2016 code for a protein of 671 amino acids. Gene Ontology annotation, biological process: protein modification process. NCBI's taxonomy places the organism in Eukaryota, Fungi, Ascomycota, Pichiomycetes, Serinales, Debaryomycetaceae. Gene Ontology annotation, cellular component: cytoplasm.